AUGUCUGCUAGAAAUCUUCAGCCAUCGGGAGCGUCACCUCCUCACCCUUCCGCAACUUUCCACCACUCCACGCAGACCCUGUCUUCACAGGAAGAAGGUACUGAGGGAGAUGAGGCGAGUUCAGUGGAAGAAUUUUUAUUUCUUCAAGAGUUAGAGAGCCCGGAGGAAUACCAGUACCUGGAGGAGGAGGAAAAUUGUCUGAAAGGAAAGGAGUAUCUGGAUGAAAAGGAGUAUCUGAAGGAGGAAAAGUAUCUACAGAAGAAAGAGCUGCUGGAAGGAAAAAUGUUUCUGUAUGAAAAGUUUCUGGAAGAGGUACCUUUAAAAUCAAAAUCUCAAACAGAGGAAGACUCAACAACGAUGCUAACCCCCUUAAAGUCUGAUUCACAAGGUAUCAAACAACGUAGGGAUGAUGACGUGCUUGAGUUUGUCUCUAAAGAGAGCUUUUGCGAUCGUAUGUUAAGUGAUCCCACUGGCACACUGGAAGCCGAAGACUUCGAAGCCAAUGUUGUGACCAGCUCCUAUCAGUCAGUGUUCAGGACCAUGCUCAGAGAAAUGGCAGCUGGCAAUGAACUGGAGGAGGAUAUUAACAUUCCCCUGACUGGUCAUCUGGAGAGUGAGACCAGAAGGAAACUGGGAAUUCUGCUGAAGAAAAAUUUUGGAAAACAUAAGGAAACAAUCCUCUGGAUUAUGAAGAAACGUGAAAACUUAUUUAACCAAAGGGCUACAGAGACUACUUUCACAUUCCACGUAUGUAAUCUACCACCACAAGAUGAGUCUGAGAAAGUAGUCAAACAAUCUCGUCGUCUUGUUCGCCGUAAGAAGACGUUAGAAAUACACACAGGCUGGAUAAAGAGCAAGAUUAAAGUACAUCAAGGUGAUGGAAAAAUCAUUCUCUACCCCAGUGAGAUUGUCUUCCAAAUUCUCUUUCCUGAUGGAUCAGGCCAGAUAUAUUAUCCAUCAGGACACCUGGCUAUGCUCAUCCUCAGUAUAAAAGAGGGAAAGUUCACAUACAUCAUUCUGGAAGACAGUGAAAAUAUGUGUGUCCGGGCCCUUAUCAACAACUCUGGCCAUGCCACCUUCUAUGAUGAAAAUGGAAACAUCUGGUUGAAUCUGAGCCCAAACCUGGGAUACUACUUUGCCAGAGACAAGUACCAGAAGGCCUGGAACUGGUGGGAUCUGAACCUCCACAUCCAUGCACCCCCCGUCCAGCCCAUCUCCUUGAAAAUCAACCAGUACAUCAAGGUACAAAUAAGGAGCCAGGAUAAGAUCAUCUUCCGCUUCAUCCACAAAAAGCAGCACAUUUGCUUAAACCUAGGCACCAAGUACAAGUACGUUACCCCGGCGGCGCUGAGCAAAAUGAAAAAAGAAGUCCUGGAGAUGGAAUUCAGUUCAACGGCUCGGAAGAUCCAGAUCCUUCUGGGAAAAAUGAGGAAGAUCCCGAAUACACUGACCAUAUCUGAUUUGGAAUGCUUCAUACAAGGCGUCAAGAUCUUGCCAACAAGACGAUAUGAGUUGGAGGAGGAACUCUCAUAUUCCAAGCUGGGGAAGUCACCAAAUUGUGCUGCUUUGGCACGUGCUGAAUGUUUCGGGGAGGUGGAGGUGUCCGAAGCCCCUAGGAAACCCCCAAAGCCCUAG
This is a messenger RNA of Lipotes vexillifer (Yangtze River dolphin), 1635 nucleotides long. It is a transcript of the gene ERICH6B, whose product is annotated as glutamate rich 6B. Bases 1 to 1635 code for a protein of 544 amino acids. The transcript is spliced from 11 exons. The record is from RefSeq and is a predicted model, not a curated record. Lineage: Eukaryota; Metazoa; Chordata; Mammalia; Artiodactyla; Lipotidae.